This is a messenger RNA of Juglans regia (Persian walnut), 1406 nucleotides long. RefSeq lists its product as uncharacterized. Bases 58 to 543 code for a protein of 161 amino acids. The record is from RefSeq and is a predicted model, not a curated record. The transcript is spliced from 4 exons. Gene Ontology annotation, molecular function: protein binding. NCBI's taxonomy places the organism in Eukaryota, Viridiplantae, Streptophyta, Magnoliopsida, Fagales, Juglandaceae.
CCCUUAUCAGUAUUAAAUAUUUUAUUUUCACCCUCUCUUCUUCUCUCUGUUUGUUUUAUGGGAAAAUCACUUCCUUCGACGACAAGCCUCCAACAAUUGACCAAAAUUAUCACCCCGGCCAGACUCCAAACGCCUAAACGCGUGAAAUCCAUAUCACGGAUCCGGGCAUCGUCCCCAGAAACAGGGAAACCCAGGUUUGUUCGAGUCGACUCAGAUCGAGUAAAAGAGCAGAAGUUGAUGGAGAGCUCAGAGGGGCAGCAGAGUCAAAUUCGGAUGCCGCUGGCCCAGGUCGUCUCGGACUGUGCGAAGCGAUGGUUCCAGGACGCGCUCAAGGAGGCCAAGGCCGGUGAUAGCGCUAUGCAGGUCCUUGUCGGCCAGAUGUACUACAGUGGCUAUGGUGUCUCCAGAGACCCUCGAAAGGGACACACUUGGAUUAAUAGAGCUUCAAAAAGUCGGGUUUUAGUUUGGAACGUAAGCGACAAACAACCAGGUUACAAUGCAAGUGACUCAGAUUCGGAUGGAUUGAAGGGUGAUGAAAAAUAAGUCAAAGGUGAUUUUCUGUUCAACGUGCCAGUGGAAACUGAAAACUGAAUUCCUGGGUUGUGACAAGUUCCAAGCUAACCAGGUUUAAUUGACAGUCUAAAGGUUGAUUUUGGUGCUCUCUCUCUCUCUCUCUCUCUCUCUCUCUCUCUGUGUAUGUUACGUAUUUAUAUAUUGACUUAAGGUUGCGUAGAUAUACCUUCAUUCCAUUUCGGUUUCGUCCUUUAUUUAGCAUUUCCACACUCAUGGCGUAUUUUGUUGCAAUUUUACAGUUAAUGAGGCUGAUGUUGAUCCUAAAUGACAAAGUUGCAAAAAUUAUUACACGAUGUGGUGGGUGAAAUUUUUGAAUGGACUUGCUCGGUAUCCAUUGUAGUAACUGCCUACCAUAACGAGGAUAUAUAAAGUUUACUUUAAAUGCAUAAGAGAGCCCUAACGUAAGUAAAAGCAAGGAAGCCUCUUUACACAAGGAACUCGAGCUCGUCUGGUGAGGGCAAUUUCAUCUACCUUGGCAUCUCCUUUCUCCAUUCCCAUGGCUUCUCAGGAUUUGAUGAGGCCCAGCGGCUAACUCGCUAAUUAGCUCGAUCUUGUUUUUCCCACUGUUGUCAUACGUAAUAGAGGUUUAGGGUAGAGAGGCUUAAAACUCUGAAAGAACAAGUGAAACAUAUGCAUGGCUUACUCAAAUUACCAUUAAUUUAGAAUCAUCUACUAAAGCGACUACAGCUGCUGGGAAUGUCCUGCUAAGAACAUUAUAACGAGGCUGCAAGAAGCCAAUUUCUAACUCGCACCGUUGGCAGGCUGAGCUGCCUAAUCGCACUCCUGAGGGAAAAUCCAUCACCGGAGCUUUUAAUCUGACAGGAUAUUGUUAG